Messenger RNA from Brassicogethes aeneus, 2532 nucleotides. Lineage: Eukaryota; Metazoa; Arthropoda; Insecta; Coleoptera; Nitidulidae. The record is from the annotation of a GenBank genome assembly.
UACAUUUCUACAAACGUGCAUAUUUUCAUUAAAUAAUCCAUUAUAUUCCAUUUAGUGCAUAUAGCAAUAUCUUUCACUUUUUUAUUAAAAAUGUAUAAUCUUUACAUUAUAGUGGUUUAUUUUAGCUUGGUAUUUUUUUAAAUAAUUAAACUAAUUUGUUGGAAAAGGUAAUAGCAAAAAUGGCAGAAGAUCCCAUAAGAUACGGGGAAUUAUGCAGAUUAUGUGCAACAAAAACCUCUCUGGUGAUGGCAAUAAACAUUUUUGAGAAUGAAGGCGAAAUACGACAAAUUAGCAAAAAAAUAGAAAGUUGUUUACAAGUUCAGAUCCAUCAAGCUGAUGAGCUACCAAAGAUGAUUUGUGAGAAUUGUCUGUAUAAAUUAGAAUUAUUAUCAGAAUUUAGAGAAAGGUCUACUAGAACUGAAAGAAUAUUACUAGAACUAUAUAAAGAGAUUAACUCAAGUAGACUGCAUGAACAACCUCCAAUUUUAGUUGAUCAAAGUGAAUUGUUAAUGGUGCAACCACAUCACCUUUUAAAUGAACAUAAUUUAGAAAAUAUUGAUCUUAGAGAUGAUAUGAUGGUGGAACAUGAAAUAAUAUUGACCCAUCAUAAUGUGGAUAUUAACACACAUUCUUUAGAUAGUUUAGACUUAAAUAGUCAUAGUUUAACAAAUCAAGAGUUGUCAAACCAGAGUUUACAAACCCAAGAGUCUAUAAUUAUUGAUGCUGGAAAUAGUCAAAGUUUACAAGAUAGUCAUUUUGAAGAUGAAAAUUUAAGUUUAAUUCACCAACAUCAUUUAUUAAGUGAUCAAUUAAGAUUACAUCAUGGAUUAUCUGUUAACAUUAAUGAUGAAAGCAGUAUAAAUGAAUUAAGCAACCAAAAUUUAAAAUCUGAAGCUCAUCAUAAUACAUCAUACCUUCAAGGUCAUUCAAACAAAAACCCUGAAAUUUAUGAAGAAACCAUAAAUGACCUUUCUUUACAUAAUUAUAAUGAAACAAUGCCCAGUGAUAUGAAAACAGAAGAUAGUGAUAGUGCAAGUUCUCUAGUGACUCAAAAUAAACAAAUUUACAUUCAACCAAUUAAAAAUGAUUUUGAAGUAUUGGACAGUAGUGAAAAACAAGACUGGUAUUUUUGCAAUAUGUGUAGCAAGAGUUAUAAGGACAACACAGAGUUUGAAAAACAUUAUGAAAGUCAUUUUAAAAAGUGUUCAAAGUGUUAUGCAGUAUUUUCUGAUUUGCAACAGUUAAAUGAACAUCUUAAAACACAUAGUGCAGAAUUAUAUUUAGAGAAGUCAAAUAAAACAAGGCUGAAACCCUCAACUGUACCUGUAAACGACGAAAUUCCUCCGAACGAAGAUGACCCCAAAGAAGAAAGUGAUGCAGAUUGUGAUAAUGGACAAAUAGAAGAUGCAGAGGCUGAAGCUGAAGUUCCAGAAGAAACCGAAGGCGCCAGCACCGCAGAACCAAGGAAUGUAAACGGCAAAAAGAAAAAAACUACACCAAAAAUUUGUACAUAUUGCGGAAAAUCCUACAAAACCAAUUACAAGUUGGUGGAACAUCUAAGAAAACAUACUGGGGAAAAACCGUUUCAGUGUGGAACUUGUGAUAAAUCGUUCAGGUCAAAGAUUGGAUUAACACAACAUGAGGCGGUUCAUACAGGUCAAUAUUUGUUUGCAUGUCCCACUUGUGGGAAGGGCUUCCAGUGCAAAAGUUAUUUAAUGGUGCAUCAAAGAGUCCAUUCCGACGUUAAACCUUACCAUUGCACCACUUGUGGUCAGGAUUUUAAGACCAAGCAGUCUUUGCUUGACCAUACCAACAGACAUCUUGGCGUAAAGCCUUAUAUUUGUGAUAUUUGCGGUAGAGGAUUUAUAACUAAAGGGUUGUGCAGGGCACACGAAAAAAUUCAUACUGGAUUAGAUAAUAGAAAGUAUGCUUGUAAAAUAUGUUCAAAAUUAUUCGUUUCAAAAAGUUACCUACAGACGCAUUUGAGAAUACACACUGGAGAAAAGCCGUUUAUGUGUGAAGUUUGUGGUAAAGGCUUUCUAACCAGAGUAGACUUAAAAAUUCACUCCACCCUUCACACAGGCGAAAAAUCUUUUGUUUGUGAAAUUUGUGGUAAAGCAUUUGCAAGAAGAGAUGCUUUAAGAUGCCACAGAAGAUCACAUACAGGAGAAAGGCCAUACAGCUGUGAAGUUUGUGGGCAAACCUUUACCCAGUUUACUCCAAUGGCGAUUCAUAAGCGCCUCCAUACCGGCGAACGACCGUAUUCGUGUGAAACUUGUGGAAAAACGUUCGUAUCUCGAUCCACCAUGAUGUCGCAUGCGAAAAAACACGUUCGUUAACGAACCUUUUUUGAAAACUUAUUGGCAGACCUGAUAGGCCUAUCUAAGUUACGUGUGUCUCAAAAUACUACUAAUUAUUUACAAUAACGUUUUUAUACUCUCCUGUAAAAUUUUUCAUUUUGAUGCCCUUGUAAUUAACAAUGAAAAUAUUUAUUAUCAAAUUAUGCAAGUAAAAAUCAGUAUAAAUGCAAUA